UAUUAGCAUUUUAUACGAGUACAAAUAUUAGGUAUAUUCGUUUUUAUUUAUUACUAAUUAUCUAUAUGUGUACCUAAUGGGUAGAGUGAGUCGUUAUUACCUAUAAUAUUAUGGAAGUCUUAUGAUAAUAUUUACCUAUGAUCUACUCCCCACUUAUUCUAAUAGACGUAUGAAUAAUAUUAUAUUACCAUUUGCGUAUUGCGUAUAUGAUAGAAUUUUUCAUUAAAAUAUUUUGAUGUUGAAAAAAGCAAAAGUGAGGCAGAUGCCUUUUAAAUAAACUUUUAAAAAUGUAUGAAAUACAGAUGCUAUAACUCUAUAAGACAUCCAUUCGUAUAGAUGGGAGCUGCGGUAUUCGUGCAUCCAUUAGAAGUGCUUAAAUAUCGUAUGCAACUAAGUGGCGAAAAAGGCACGACUUCGGAUCACAAAAACUCAUUUCAUGCGAUCAUAAAUAUGGCAAAAAAAGAAAAACUAUCGGGAUUUUAUAAAGGCAUUUCUGCAAACUUUAUUAGACAACUAAUUUUUACGUCAACUCGGGUAGGCACCUAUGCUACACUCGUGGAUGAAAUGAAAAAACGAGGGCAAAGCAACGUGAUGAAUAACGCAAUAGCCAGCAUGUCUACCGGAGCAUUAGCUGCGUUCAUUUCCACGCCGACCGAUAUUGCUGUAGUCCGCAUGACGGCCGAUGGACGAUUGCCAGAAGAAAGCCGGCGCAACUACAAACACGUUUUCGACGCAUUGUGGAAAAUCCGUAAAGACGAAGGCGUAACGGGACUUUGGAGAGGGACAGCGGCAACCGUGUUCAGGGCGAUGACGGCCAACGUGACUCAAUUGAUGUCCUAUGACGCGGCCAAAGUGUAUUUGAUGGACAAUUAUAAUAUGGAGAACGGUUUAAAGCUUCACACUGCGUCAAGCAUGAUUUCUGGAAUUGUGUAUUCCGUCUGUUCGAAUCCAAUGGACGUAUUAAAGACUAGAAUACAACAACAGAAGAUAGUAGACGGAAAAGCAGAAUAUUCAGGCAUAGUAGAAGUGGUGUCAACUUUGCUGAAGACUGAGGGAGUGACAGCUUUAUGGAAAGGCUGGCCUUUUUAUUAUUUACGGGUUGCACCAGGUACUGUCUUGUUAUUUAUCUUCAUGGAACAACUUAAAAAAGGAUAUGAAGAACAUUUUAUGAAAAACCUGUAAUCAACAAUUAACAUUACUAAUGACGCAAUAUUAUAUGAUUUUUGAGCAAUUAUAAUUGCUCAAAAACCAACCGUAUACGAUUGUCAUUUGACCUACUAUAACUAUAAUUAUACAGUACCUUUACAUAUUUAUAAAUAUUUUAUAUUAUU
Molecule: messenger RNA, 1331 nt
Organism: Rhopalosiphum maidis (corn leaf aphid)
Lineage: Eukaryota; Metazoa; Arthropoda; Insecta; Hemiptera; Aphididae
Product: mitochondrial 2-oxoglutarate/malate carrier protein-like
Exons: 7
Coding region: 337-1182 (281 amino acids)
Biological process (GO): oxaloacetate transport; phosphate ion transmembrane transport; malate transmembrane transport
Molecular function (GO): antiporter activity; succinate transmembrane transporter activity; sulfate transmembrane transporter activity
Source: RefSeq, a predicted model, not a curated record